This is a messenger RNA of Pseudopodoces humilis (Tibetan ground-tit), 704 nucleotides long. The record is from RefSeq and is a predicted model, not a curated record. NCBI's taxonomy places the organism in Eukaryota, Metazoa, Chordata, Aves, Passeriformes, Paridae.
GGAUCCGAGGGGUGGGUUCUGGGGUGGGUUUCCCCGGGAUCCCGGCGGGGGUGGAUCCCGCGGGGGUGGAUCCCACGAGUGGAUCCCGCGCCGUUCCCAGCAGGAUCCACAAGAACAUGCUGCUGGACCUGACCAGGGAGCUGAUGAAGGAGCUCGGCAUCACCGCCGUGGGCGACGUCAUCGCCAUCCUGCGCCACGCCAAGGUGGUGCACAGGCAGGAAAUGUGCCGGGCGGCCUCGGAGUCGCUGCAGCCGGAGGCCGAGCGGGGCCCGGGGGGAUCCUGGCGGGAUCGGGAGGAUCGGGAUCAGGAUCGGGAUCAGGAGCGGGAUCAGGAGCGGGAUCAGCGGGAUCGGGCGUGCGCGGCCGCGGGCAGGAUGAUCAGCCACAGCCUGCGGCGGGAGCCCCGACAGCCCCGCGGGACCCCCGGCACCGGGAUCUGCGUCACCGUCCCCAACGGCGCCGACGGCCCCGGGGCGCAGGCGGGGCCGGGCCGGCGGCGCCGCGUCACGGCCGAGAUGGAAGGGAAGUACCGGAUCUCCCUGCCCAAGGGAUCCACCGCCCGCAGCCGCAGGAUCCUGCAGCUCCAGGCGGCCUCAGGGAUCCGGGGUGGAUCCAGAGGGAUCCGGGGUGGAUCCAGAGGGAUCCGGGAGGAUUCCGGGGGGGGAUUUGGGGGAUCCAGAGGGAUUUGGGGGGAUCCAGACUGA